AUGUAUGGACUGAAUAAACAGGCUCGGAGAUUGAGAGAUCCUAGGAGGAGCACUACUGCAACAGCCUUGUGCUCUGGUGCUGGAUGUUUGUUAACUGGGAAAGCAGGAAGUAGGCUGACCUGGGCCGAGAGACAGAUGCGGUUCAUGCAUGUCCCCCCUCUCCUGAGGCGCCGCCUCCAGGCCACGGACUUGAGCAGCCGGUGGAACGAAGCGACGCGGAGAUGUGUGGCGCACAGUGACCAGAGCAGGCCGGGGCCAGGCACGGACAGGCAGCAGGAAAGCCCGGGGACUGUUGCUAGGGGGCAGGAUAUACAGGCCGCACCGAGCCCUGAGCUGGAUUGUGUAGCGGCAGCACAUGAGCAGGCAUGCAACGCAGGGCAAGAAACAUAUAUAGAUCCGCAGACUGGAUAUGUGGUAUUUACCAGAAUUGCUCAUGUGAGAAGAGGCAAAUGCUGUGGGAGUGGAUGUAGACAUUGUCCAUAUGGCCAGGAAAACGUUAAAGACUCAUCAAAAAGAAAGCAAUUUAAUUCAUUUUAUUAUACAUGACAGCUGAAUUCAAUCGUUCUACGAUUGCUUUCAUUAAUUGUACAGAUUUUAAAAUAUAGUACUGCAAAGCAAUUGUAUUUAGUCCUGCUAACCAUCCUGUCCUUCUUAAGUAAUGAAUCCAACAUUAAUUCUAAUAAACAUCAAAUGGGUAGCAAA
Molecule: messenger RNA, 702 nt
Organism: Xenopus tropicalis (tropical clawed frog)
Lineage: Eukaryota; Metazoa; Chordata; Amphibia; Anura; Pipidae
Gene: c4h1orf53
Product: chromosome 4 C1orf53 homolog
Exons: 4
Coding region: 1-546 (181 amino acids)
Source: RefSeq, a predicted model, not a curated record